AUGGACUAUCUUACAAGAAGUUUGAACCUUCUUGAGCAAGAUGGAAAUUUCAAAUUUCAUCCUAAAUGUGGAAGGCAAAAAAUAUCUCACCUUAUAUUUGCAGAUGAUUUGUUACUUUUUUGCAAAGGUGAUCUCAAGUCUGUUCAACAAAUCCACCAGUGUAUCAACAGAUUUAGUCAGGUAUCAGGUCUUCAAGCAAAUCCCAAUAAAUGUGCUAUCUUCUAUGGGGGAGUAGAUGAUGCUAUAAAGGAAUCAAUCCAGAAUUACUUGGGAUACACUGAAGGAAAAAAUGCCAAUAAGAUACCUAGGUGUACCUCUUGUAUGCAAGAGACUAAAUUACCUGGAUUGCAACCCUCUCAUAAGCAGAAUCUCCAGUCAAUUACAAAACAGUUUGAAGAACAGAAAACUGUCAUAUGCUGGAAGAUUACAGUGAAAGUGCUGCACAAAGUGGAUGAACUUUGUAGGAAUUUCCUCUGGGGUAAGGGUGAUCUUACAUUUAAACAAUCACUGGUUUCUUGGGACAGAGUGUGCACAAGCAAAUUGUACGGUGGACUGGGAAUUUUCUCAUCUACUAUCUGGAACUUGGCAGUAGCUCUGAAGUUAUUAUGGGACAUCCAUGUGAACAAAGAGUUAUUAUGGAUCAAAUGGAUCCAUGGCAACUAUCUAAAGCAUAUGGAAGUAUGGAGAGUGGAAACGAAAGCUAGUGAUUCUUGGAUGUGGAAGCAGUUAAUUAAAGCCAGGAAUAAAGGCAUUUCUCAAUGUGGAGGAUUGGAAAAUCUGAAGAAUCUAAUCAGUUCUUGCUGCAGGAAUUCAAAAAUCAAGUUGUCAGAUCUAUAUCAUGCUCUAUCUCCUGCUGUCAACAAAGUGCCAUGGAGUAGCAGGUUUUCAGCUUACUGUCAGGUGCUUGUUGACAGUGCAAAAAUGCAAAAAUUUGAGGAAGCUCACAGAAGAAAUAGUUCCAGAGUCUAUUUUUUCGACUGGUUAAGAGGAACUUAG
Asparagus officinalis (garden asparagus) is the source of this 996-nucleotide messenger RNA. RefSeq lists its product as uncharacterized. The record is from RefSeq and is a predicted model, not a curated record. Lineage: Eukaryota; Viridiplantae; Streptophyta; Magnoliopsida; Asparagales; Asparagaceae. The transcript is spliced from 3 exons. Bases 1 to 996 code for a protein of 331 amino acids.